This is a messenger RNA of Notolabrus celidotus (New Zealand spotty), 3468 nucleotides long. It is a transcript of the gene zdhhc15b, whose product is annotated as zinc finger DHHC-type palmitoyltransferase 15b. Gene Ontology annotation, molecular function: protein-cysteine S-palmitoyltransferase activity. The record is from RefSeq and is a predicted model, not a curated record. Gene Ontology annotation, biological process: peptidyl-L-cysteine S-palmitoylation; protein targeting to membrane; synaptic vesicle maturation. The transcript is spliced from 11 exons. Gene Ontology annotation, cellular component: Golgi apparatus; endoplasmic reticulum. Lineage: Eukaryota; Metazoa; Chordata; Actinopteri; Labriformes; Labridae. The coding region runs from base 48 to 1055 and encodes 335 amino acids.
CAAGGAAUGAUAGUCGAGCGCAGAUAAGAACAGAGGUUAGAUGGAACAUGGCUCUCUCCAGAGGUUUGAGAUGCUGUCAAAGGGUUUUCUCUUGGAUACCUGUGCUUAUAAUCACCUCGGUGGUGCUGUGGUCAUACUACGCCUACGUAUUUGAGCUAUGUAUAUUCACAAUCACCAAUACAUUAGAAAAAGUGGCCUAUCUACUGGUAUUUCAUGUCUGCUUUGUGAUGUUCUCCUGGACUUACUGGAAGUCUAUUUUUACCCCUCCUGCAACACCAUGCAAAAAGUUUCAGCUGUCAUACUCAGACAAACAAAGGUACGAGUUCGAAGAAAGGCCAGAUGCUCAGAAGCAGAUCCUGGUUGAGAUCGCAAAGAAACUGCCCAUUUUCAGUCGAGCACAAUCUGGAGCUAUCAGGUUCUGCGACCGCUGCCAGGUACUGAAGCCUGACCGCUGUCACCACUGCUCGGUUUGUGAAACCUGCGUCUUGAAGAUGGACCAUCACUGUCCGUGGGUGAACAACUGCGUGGGCUUUUCAAACUACAAGUUCUUCCUCCUUUUUCUCUCUUACUCCAUGAUGUACUGUGUGUUCAUUGCAGCAACAGUAUUUCAGUAUUUCCUCAAAUUCUGGGAAGGGGAGUUGCCAAAUGGGCCUGCAAAGUUCCAUGUCCUCUUCCUCAUGUUUGUGGCACUCAUGUUCUUCGUCAGUCUCAUGUUCCUCUUUGGCUACCACUGUUGGUUGGUGGCAAAGAACCGAUCCACUUUAGAGGCCUUCUCAGCUCCAGUUUUUGUCGGUGGACCAGAAAGAAAUGGCUUCAAUGUUGGCAUACGCAGAAACUUGCAGCAGGUAUUCGGAGAGGAUCGGAGACUGUGGUUCAUUCCUGUCUUCACAAGCCAAGGGAAUGGUCACUACUUCCCCUUGAAGAAUCGCAGUUCUGAGUCCCACAACCCUUUACUAGCAAACGAGGACAUGUGGGAGGAGUCUGAGGACGGCUCUGAGGAGGGAAGCCUGGUUGAGGACCAGGACCCCUCUGUUACCAUAGAGAUGGAGGAGUAGGAAGUUCAUGUUUAGGACCACUUUAAUUGGUGCAGAGGGUGUAUAUUAAAUCAAACACACUGUGUACCACGAGGCACAUGCAUUCCAAAUAAUGCGGAUGUUCAUCUGAAAAAUACAAACUGAGCGGGGGCCAAAGGUGUGGAUUAAAACCUGUAUUUGUAUUAUCAUUGCCACUCCACGCCUGGUGCUUUACAUAACAGUAACCAGUAGUAUCAUUUAUCCUCUCCAGGAAGACAGUGUCUGUUUGAUUUAGGAGAAAAAAAAACAACUUUGCAAUAUUACCUCGGAAAAAAAGGCAACUGUUGUUUAACAUGGACUGGAUUUGUCCCUCUGAGUAUUCAUCCCAAGGCACUGGCCUCUGUCCGUUUUUGAACCGUGUUAAUUGAAGCCUCGUCUGGCUCUGUACCAUUACUGUAUAUAUUCUGUUUCAGAGCUGGGUUGUGAGUUUGAAGUGUUGCACCUUAGAGCUCAGUCUGUGGAGGGCUGCAUCAAAACCUCACACCCUUAAUGCUCCAGGGGGUCUCUUUUAUCGACUCAGAAGUCUGGCCUGCACUGGGUUUGGCUCUUGCAGAAUAUUUAACAUGAGAUUUUACUUUACUUUUAUUCAUCAAACAGAUUAUCCAGCUUUUCCUGCGCCUUAUAAAUAUAUUUAUUCUUGAGUUUGGGAGUUAUUUCUCCUGAGAAUGUAUUCUGCAUCCUGCUUGUGAGUACAUUGUGCCAUCAUACAUGGCACCUAUUUAUCUAAGAACCUCUCACACUUUGCUUUAGCAGUCAUUAAUAACGAGUUUAAAUGCCAUAACCAUUAUCUUGCAAGACAGGUGACAGGAAAUGAACAAUAUGUUUGUGCAUACAUGCCUGAAUGUCAGCCAGAGUAUAUUGUACAUGCAAAAAAGGAAGAAGCUGGGGUUGGCAACUUUUAAAAAAAGCAGACAGGUAUCAAAUGGGAAGAAUGCAUGUGCUUGUGCAGGGUGAGUCCACCAGAGGUGUUGUGAAGAGGAGCGAAGAUCAUCGUUCAACAUGUCCAAACACCUUAUCUUCUUGUGCAACUACCUAGCUUACUAGCUUUGUGAGGACACUGACAUGUGCUCCAAGGCAGGUAGAUACAGAGACAGACAGGUAGAAUAUCCGGCUGCUUUGUUUCUGUUAACACAGGAUGGAUUUUUGUUUCCUGUCUUGCAACAACCACAGAUGCAGGAUAAUUUCCUAUUUUUUUUGUCUGAGUAUUUAUUCAACAGAUUAUAUGAAAACAAAUUGCCUACCCUUGCUUUAAAUAACAUUUUAGUCAUAUCCUGAAUAUAUAGAAUAUCAUUAAUAAAAUGCUUUUUGCUGUAUUGUUACAUUUUUUAAAUGCAGUAAUAACCUAAAAGAAAUUUUAUGGUCUGGGAUGCUGUGCGAGACAUACUGUGAUAUUUUUAAAAAAAUACCCAUACAAUCGCUUUUCCAAAAAUAUUCCUCAUCCUCAGCACAUUUACACUUUUGUGUGGAUGUAAAGUAAAAGGAAAUGAUGUAGAUCAGCUUUCUUUUUAGAGAGGACAUAGUCUUCUUAGUCUGUUUCCUUUUCAGAUCUUUUUAAAUACUGUACAUAUAUUUAAUCUGAUCUUCAUCCACUGGUUGGUAUGGAUCAGCUAUCCUUUGCAAAAUACUCUAAAUGUUUUCUACUGGUGUUUCUGUUUUUUGAGAUUUUUCAUUUGGGUUAUGGACUUGUGUAUAUAGCCAGUGUACAUGUAAGUACACCUUGUUAUUCAGUACGAGUCAAAAGUUGGGCCUUCAAGCAUCAAAUCUUGAUGCUGUUUAAUCUUGACGCUUUUAACUUGCUUCCUCAGAUCUGUUUUCUACUGUGUUGGGUAAGCCAAAUCAAAUGCUGCUCAUGCCUGAGAAAUACUUAACAUACAUAUGUCACUUAUUGAUUAAACCCAUGUGUCGUUUUUAUCCGAGGUAUGAGUCCAUGUUUGAAAGCAUGUAUAAAUGUUAGGAAAUAUGUGGGUUUUGAGUGUCUCUUGUAGUCUUGUGUCUAUUUAUUGUUGCAAUGUUUAACUUUUUCCCUGUGUAUUUUGUUUACUGAUUCAUAACUGCUGCAGGCAGUGUCUGUAUAUUUUGUUCCAUUAAGUGACACUUGAAAUAAACUAUUGAAGCAAUGCGCUCUUAUCAAAAGGUAAGAUAUUUAUAAAAUGUGAGGAUGACAAAUUAUUCCCCGUUUGCAGACAGGAGUGAAUAUUUUUCUGAGCACACAGUUUGUUCCCUUAUGAACUGUCUUUGGAGUAUGUGAUUGUGUCGCUUCUCAUCUUCAAAACCUCUGAACCAUUCAAAGGACUGAAACCAUCUCAUCUGCAGUUUUGUCUGUUAACAAAUAUAAACUUUUUAUUUUCCAUCAUUUAUUGUAACAUGCAAAUAAAAUGAUCCAAGUUGAACCCUU